This is a messenger RNA of Microplitis mediator, 7295 nucleotides long. It is a transcript of the gene Snrk, whose product is annotated as serine/threonine kinase SAD-1. Gene Ontology annotation, biological process: protein phosphorylation; intracellular signal transduction; microtubule cytoskeleton organization. The transcript has 9 exons. Bases 1167 to 4655 code for a protein of 1162 amino acids. Gene Ontology annotation, cellular component: cytoplasm. Lineage: Eukaryota; Metazoa; Arthropoda; Insecta; Hymenoptera; Braconidae. Gene Ontology annotation, molecular function: protein serine/threonine kinase activity; tau-protein kinase activity; ATP binding. The record is from RefSeq and is a predicted model, not a curated record.
UUUGAGCGAAUGAAUUUUCUUAGCUUUUCCGAGUCACUCUCUGGUCUUGGCAGCACUCUCAUCACUAUUUGCUAAAUCCACUUCUGUUGAGAAAAAUUAACUGUCGUCGGCUAGUUGGAGUUACAUAAAUUAGACGUGCGUGUACUUGCUGUUACUGGCAAACUCACUGAGACAGCGUCACUUGUGAUUAUUCUGAAGAUGAUCAACAAGGACACAGCACAAUUGUACUGUCGAAAAAAGCAAUAAAAAAAAAAUCUCAGCGACAAGUUGACGUUGACUUUCCAAGUGUUGGUGAAUUUAUUGGUUUAACUGUUGAUUAAUUUAAGGUGAAUAAUCUAAGUUAAACUUCAGUGGCUCUGUGCAAGACAUUGAAUAAUAAUUAUUAUUUAAUUACGAAAAAAAAAUCACGUUAAGUGGCUGGGUGGGGCAAGGAAAUUAAACCAAGAGAUCUAAAGUAAUAAAUGACGUGACGAAAGUUGUGUUUAUUUGUAAAAUAAUACAACAAUUGAUACAUGAUCUAUUACAAUCAUAAUAACAAUAAUAAUAAUAAUUAUUAUUAUUAUUAUAAUAAUAACAAUAACAUCAAUAUCAGCAUCAACAUCAACAGCUACAACAACAGCUGAAUAGUUAACAUGAGCUAUCAAUAACAAUUGUUAAUUUAUAUACCAGUUUAUGAACGGCAAUCCGGUAAUUCAACCAACAAAACAUUUAAAAGCAAUUUUCAUUCAAUUUAAAUUAAUUUUUAUUUAUUCACCACAACGUCAAGACUUACAACAGUUACAGUUCUCUUUAUUUAUUUUUUUAUUCUGUUAUUUUUAUUAUUUUCUAUACGAAACCGUAAGCAUCAUCAGUGCAUAGCGGAAUUCCCGGUGCGUGCAGGUCAGUGUGUGUGACCUCGUUAAUCGUGUACCUGCAUAAAUUAUACGGCCUUUAAUUUACACUAGUUAAGGUUACACAAGGAAAGUACUUUUAUUUAUUUUGUUUUUUUUUGUUACUGUCUUAAAGACAUUUAACACGCGGCAAGUUAACUGGUACACAACAAAAAGCUCCACGAGCCACGAGGAAAUGUCUAAUUUCUACAAAUGACGAGACCGAGUACAAAUAAUUCAGGACGUCAGUGGAAGCAGAAAUUACUGGGAAGAUUGACCUAGCAGUAGAGCAACGCGAUGCAUCGGAGACUAGGUCACAGCAACUAUGACGGGAAAAUCGCUGGAUUAUAUGACUUGGAGGAGACCCUUGGGCGAGGUCAUUUCGCUGUAGUUAAACUCGCAAGGCAUGUCUUCACCGGGGAGAAGGUGGCGGUCAAGGUUAUCGAUAAGAGUAAGCUGGAUGAGGUUUCCCGAGCGCAUCUAUUCCAAGAGGUACGAUGCAUGAAACUGGUGCAACAUCCUAAUGUAGUACGGCUUUAUGAAGUAAUAGACACCCAGACAAAGCUCUACCUCAUCUUGGAGCUUGGAGACGGUGGAGAUCUCUAUGAUUAUAUAAUGCGCCAUGAUAGUGGAUUAAGUGAAGAGGUGGCACGGACUUAUUUCCGUCAAAUAGUUAGAGCCAUAUCAUACUGUCACCGGCUUCAUGUGGUCCACAGAGACUUGAAACCCGAGAAUGUCGUGUUUUUUGAGAAAAUCGGUACCGUCAAGUUGACGGACUUUGGUUUCAGUAAUCGAUUUUGUCCUGGACAAAAAUUAGAGACAUCCUGCGGCUCGCUGGCCUAUUCAGCACCGGAAAUUCUUCUCGGUGACAGCUACGAUGCACCAGCUGUUGAUGUCUGGUCACUUGGUGUUAUUCUUUAUAUGCUGGUCUGUGGACAAGCGCCUUUUCAGGAAGCCAAUGAUAGCGAGACAUUAACGAUGAUAAUGGACUGCAAAUACUCAAUUCCUUCGCACGUGUCAGACGAGUGUAAGAGACUUAUUGCUAAAAUGCUUGUACGUGCACCCGAGGGACGUGCAACUCUUGAGCAAAUCGCCAGCGAUCCUUGGCUGGGUAUUGAGACUGAUGAUCCCGUUGACGCUCUACCUCUCGUCUCCAGAGAACAGGUUUCUGAGGAACAUCAUAAUCUUAUCAUUACUAAAAUGGUCAACGGAAAUAUUGCUACGAAAGAAGAUAUUUUAGAAGCUCUUGACAAAAAUGAGUACAACCAUAUCACGGCAACGUACUUCCUGCUGGCAGAGAGAAAAUUACGUGCCCAUCGACAAGAACAAGUACAAAAAGAUCGUACAGAACUGGACGUUACCACGCGUCGCCACAAUGAUCUCUCAGUUAAUGAUCUACGCGUUGAUCCGAAUUCCAUGGGUAGUAUGAACCAAUCAUUACUAUCUGUACCAAGAACACCUGGAGACGUACCGCAGAAUUCACGAACGCGUAAAUGCAGUAUCGUCCAAGAGGAAGAAGAUGAGGACGACGUGUCUUCAUGCUCAGGCCGCGAUGAGCACGGCAGCAAUUCAGCACUGAGUUCAUUCAAUCGUCGUGGUUCCAGAUCAGAGGGUAAAUUGUCACAUGUAUUGCAAGAAAGAUUAGCUCAGUUGCCAGAAAAACACGCGGUACUAAAACAGCCAUUGAGACAAAACAUCCAGACACAAGAAAUAAAACCAAAGGAUUCAGCAUCACCGAGUCAUACAUUUACUGUUGUCAAAGUCCAGCAGGAUCCGUCUUAUCCAGCGGAUGAAAUAACAACCGAGGAGAAUAUGAAUAACAGACUGCCAUCAACAAAAGGAUUAACUUCAACUAUUUGUUCGUCUUCUACAAUAAUAACAGCGCCAACAUCAACAGAAACAAUAACAGCCGUAAGUGGAUUUAAUAAAAAACCUAUUUACAGUAAUUAUGAAAGACCAAAGUCUGCAGCAGAGUCUUUGAAAACUCCCGUACUUGUGCCAAAUAACAAAUGGAAAAUGGGCUCACAGCAUCGGACUGCAAAUGAUUCAAACACAGCAGUAUCGCCAUCGAAAAAUUUAAAGAAUUUUGGUAUUGGUAAAUUAGAAACCAUAACUACGACCAUAUUAACAGAGUCAUCGACAGCCCCGUCACCAAUACGUUCACCAAAGACUUUUACCAGCGACAGUAAUCUCCAGCCCAAGUAUAAGACAAUGCCGUUGACGGGUGGCCCAGCAGUAUCAUCAAUUGGUGAAAUACAGUCGGAAAAAUUGGCAUUGAAAGAAAUUCUCGAGGAUGGAGACGCAUUGGAGUCGACAGCAGACACUGGUGGCGGUGAUAAUUCAUCUAAGAGUCGCGUCAUACGACGCACUGGUUACGAACAGAAGCGAAGUAAAUUUCAUAAAACCCGGACGACAUCUUGCUCGAGUUCCGACGCGAGUGAUGAUGACAGUGAGGGCAGAAAGAAACGUGCACACAAAUUGGGUGCGACUUCGGGUAAACCGUUGCCUUCUAGACGGGACAGUCAUGAUGACUCGAGUGAUUCUCAGGAUCCUGGUGGCAGUGGAGGCAGUGGAGCUCGUGGUGGUCUGGGUAAUGGCGACAGUGUGCAAAAUGAUACUGCGUCAAGUAAUACUCGUAAUGAUGGCAAUGAAAACAGUACAUCGACAACGACGACGACAACAACUGGCACAAGCGGCGGUAAAGUCCAAAGGUGUACAGAAUCUCAGGCAAUGACUUUUGGACGUCGACAUCGAGCUGGCAGACGGCGAGCCGGUGAAACGCGAUUACGUGAAAGUCAAUCAUUAAAUCGUAUUACUGAAGUACAAGAAGCUGAAUUACCAAAUGCUUGUCAUGCUCUCUAUCGAAAUACAACCGUUAUUACAUCAACUUGUAAUUCAACUUCUACAUUAUCAAUUAUUAAUUCUAAAUCAAUAGUAGGAACGGCAACAACAACAACAGCAAUAAUAACAAUGUCUAAUUCAAUAAAUAGUUUAGCAACUUCUACUACUACUACUACAUCUACUACUGCAACAAGUACUAGUACAACUACAAAUACGAGUUAUAUCACAACUACUACUGCGACUACAGUACAACGAGCUAAAGGAUUUGGAGCACGACUUUUACAGAGUUGGAAUCUCAGCGCUAAGGGACUCAUAACUCAAGCUGUCGAUAGCAAAUCCCCAGGAUACAAUUCUAAAGAUAAUAAAAAAAAUAAUCAAGAGGAUAAAUUUGUCGAGAUAAUACGUGAGGAUAAAAAUAAACGUGAGCAAAAUGGUGGUAUAUUAAAUUUUGACAGAGAAAAUAGCAAAAGCUCAUCGAUUAAUAGUACGCGUGGUAGUGGAGUCGGUGGUAGUAAUGAUUGUAAAAAUAGAAAAAUAAGACUUCUUACACGUUACUUUGCAGUACACAAAAAAUUGUGUGUUCCAUUGCCGGGUUUUCUCGGUAAAGGUAAAUUGUACAAAGCCCGUUCUUGUGGCAAUAUCUCAAGGGAGCGGGUCUCCCCGUCUUCACCAAAGUCUGUAUUACUUUGUGCAACCAGUGAGGAUAAAUGGCGGGAACGUCACCAGUGGAAUGAAACUAAAGAACAUCACCAGCAAAAUCAUCAACAACAACAACAGCAGCAAUUGUUACUGCAGCAGCAUCGCGGUAGUGACGGUGACAUAAAUCAGAAUCUUGGGUUAGCUCAGUUUGUACAAGACAGUGUUAUGAACAAUGGCUGUGUCGGUUUACCAGCCAUUUGUCAUAUUCAUCUUGGCGACCCAUCCAAGUGUUGCAGUCUAUGUUGAUAUGAUUUAUUAUUAUGUGGUCCUCCUGACGGUUUAUAAUUAUUAACUGCAGGGAACAGUGCAAUAAUAUUAUCACAUGUAUAAGUCUAAGUCUUCGAAUAAAUUAAAACAAAUAUAUGAGUAUAUAUAUAUAGUUAUAAAGAAAACAAAAAAAUUUCAGCAACAAUAAUGAUAUUAAUAAUAAAAAUGAUACUGAAAUUAGUCGACGAUAAUUUUUGGAUUUUACGAAAAACGGAAAAUUAAAAAAAAAUAUUUCAGAAAAUUGCACUUAUAGUUUUUUUAAUUUUUUACAUGUGCAUAUUUUUAGUUUUUUUUUUUUGAUUGAAUCGUUAAGGGCAUUCUUAGACAAUGUCCCUACUUUUUUAAACUAUUCAAAGACUCAAUUGUAAUGAUCGUAUUAAAAUUUUGAUAAUUAAUUUGAAAAAAAGUUGAUGCAUUAAUUCAAAAAAGGGCAACGCAGUUAAAACUUCGUCGAGAUAUAAAUUAAAAAAAAAAAAAUUAUUUACAGUUGAUAUCUAUUAUGAGUUAAACGAAAUUUGGAAAACAAAUUAAGAGUGUGAAUGUAACAGACAUCAGACAAAUUUAAAGUUGUUAAUAAAUAGAGUAAAUAAUUAAUAAAAUAAAAUUUUUAAAAAAUGCGCAUUUAAAAAAUUUUGAAAUUAAUAAGUGCAUUUUUUAUAAAUAUUAUUUUUUAAUUAUUUACUGUAUUUAUUUAUAAUUUUAAAUUUGUUUGAUGUCUGCUACAAUCACAGUCAUAAUAAAUUUCAGUAAAAUUUUCAUGUCAACGUUAUAAUUUUGUCAAAUUUUUUAGGAUAAAAUUUAUUUACCAAAUUUCGUUUGACUCCUGAUUGAUAUCAACUGUCAGUAAUUUUUUUAAAAAUCCAUAUCUCCGUGAAAUUGUCCUUUUUUCAAUUAAUGCUUUAAUUUUUUGAAAUUAAUUAAUAAAAUUUGAAUACUGUCAUGACAGUUCAAGAUCAUUGACUAUUUUUAAAAAGUGGAGGGCACUGUCUGCGAAUGCCCUUAAAAAAAAUCCAAAAGUUGUUAAUUGUCAGCUAACUUCAGGAUCGUUAUCAAAAAAAAAUAAUCGCCCAUUUUUUUGUAAUUUGCAUAACAUCCAUAAAUUUGUUCGUCGAAUUAUUAAUUAACAGAAUCCUGUAAUGAAUACUAAUAAUAAAUAAAUUAAUUUAAAUUCAGGCCUCUAUUAUUAUAUUGUACAAUUAUUAUUAUUAUUAUUAUUAUUAUUAAAAUCAUCAAUUAUCAUUUAGUAGAGUUGAGGUAUCAGUGUUUACGUCUCAUUGAACUUGGAAUCAAAAAUAGACGGGUAUGAGCAGCGAGAUUAUUGUUAUACAUUAUAUUUAUAUUUAUAUACAUAUAUAUAUUAUAUGCAUAGACACAUAAUGACAAAGAGAGAAUUAUCUGCGAUUAUUUGAUGCUGAAGUUAUCUAGUCCGUGUUAUUAAAAAAAAUAUGAAAACAAUAUUGUAUCGAACGUUGCGGAAUUAUUUGUAAUAUUAUUUUAUGUUGCAUGAUAUUAUAUUCUAUUAUUGAUAGAUUAGCGCUAUUAUUAUUAUGUUAUAAUUAUAAUUAUAAUUAUAUUUAUAUUUAUAUUUAGAUUUAGAAUUGUAAUGAAUGCUGAUAGACCAGCAAUCUCGGCUCGCUGCUCGCACCAGUCACUUAUCCGAUAGUUCUAUUUCCGUCCCUCGGUGCUUCCCUGUCUUCGAAAACCCGUAAUUAUAAAUUUAAAUUAUAAAUUAAACAUAUAGUAUAUAUUAUUAUCAUUGAUUAAUUAAUUAAUUUAAAACAAAAGAAAAACUUAAUCUCCGUUUUCCAUACAAUCCUAUAAAUUUGUACCGCAAAUAUUGUGCUGUAUUAUCUAAAUUAUUGUUUACUUUAUUAAUUACUGAAUUAAUUUACUGGAUGUUAUUCAAGGAUAAGAACAAAAUUAUCACAAACAAUAAUAAUAAUGAUAAUUAUAAAGCUUUGUCUCAUUACCACAUUGUCAAUGCGAGCUCAUGAUUCAAUAAAUGGCAUGCCUUUGUGCUGAUUAAAAUGGAAAUUUUAAUAAAUAAAUAAAUAAAUAUGUUGCAAGGAGGAAUAUUAUUUAUAUACAUUAAUAUUAGACGCAUUUUUUCCAAUUACAAUCCAAGUAUUUUUUAUUUUUACUUUACUCAAUAAUUAUACGUUUGUUUGUUUGUUUGUUUUUUCGCCGCUUUGGUAACAAUCAAUAUCGUGAUUUUUUAUAUAAACAAAUAAAAAUUUAUAUAUCACUUUUUUAUAUAUUAUUCAAAGCGAUAAAUUAAUAUUUUCUUGCACGGUCCAAGUUGUUUAUAUGUAAUUAUUGUCGAGUGUAUGAUUAAUAAAUAUAAAAACAAACCGAAAAAUUAAAUAAUACCCACAUGUAUGUACCGAGCCCGACGUUUAUGUAAACAAGUAAUACAUUUAUUUAUUAUAACUUUUAUGAAAAUAUUUAUUUUUAUUAUUAUUAAUUACUAUUAUUAUUAUUCCAAUCCUUAAUAUUAUUAUUAUUAUUAUUAUUAUUAUUAUUAUUAUUAUUAUUAUUAUUAUUAUUAUUAUUAUUAUUAAUUAACUAAUUAUUUUAAUUUAAUAAAAUAAAGAAUGAAUCAAUAGAAAAAAAUUUUUA